Molecule: messenger RNA, 1616 nt
Organism: Lathyrus oleraceus (garden pea)
Lineage: Eukaryota; Viridiplantae; Streptophyta; Magnoliopsida; Fabales; Fabaceae
Product: putative transferase At1g60990, chloroplastic
Exons: 12
Coding region: 143-1405 (420 amino acids)
Cellular component (GO): mitochondrion
Molecular function (GO): protein binding
Source: RefSeq, a predicted model, not a curated record
GUUAUUAUUUUAUGAUAUCCUUUAUCUUCUCUACUCUAUUCUAGUGAAGUUAUUUUGUUUAAAUAACAAAACUCUUUGAUUUCAUGUUUUCUCCUUCCGAAACGCGCAUCUGUCUCUGUAAUUAUCAAUAACCUACUCUGAGAUGUCAACGCUGUCAUUGCCAUCUUGCUUCAACCUUCGAAACCAUCCAUGGUCUCCAUCUUCACUAUCGCUCAAACCUUCUUCACUCCCAAACCUUCGAUUCUACUCUCACCUCCGCAACAAGAAGAAUCUAACAUCUUUCUAUGUUUCUGCUCAAUCUUCACCUUUCGACCUUUCUCCACCCCCCAUCGACCACGAUUUCCUGGACACUGUCAAAACUGCAGGCGCUGAGGUUUCUGGGGAAGGAAUAAUUGAAACAUUUCGUAAUGACGAUGAAGCACUGGAUGCCGCAGACAAUGGGGUUGUUGUUGUGGAUCUUUCACACUUCGGCCGGAUAAGAGUGAGUGGAGAUGACCGCGUUCAGUUCCUUCACAACCAGAGCACUGCAAACUUUGAAUGUCUACAAGCAGGGCAAGGAUGUGACACUGUUUUUGUAACACCAACAGCUCGAACUAUAGAUAUUGCACACGCGUGGAUCAUGAAAAGUGCAAUAACUUUAGUGGUUUCGCCAGAGACUUGUAGGACCAUAACUGAAAUGCUGAACAAGUACAUAUUUUUUGCUGAUAAGGUAGAGAUUCAAGACAUCACUAAGCAAACCAGCUUAUUUGUUUUGGUGGGACCCAAAAGUGGCCAGGUGAUGGAGAACUUGAACCUAGGCGAUCUUGUUGGAAAACCGUAUGGUACUCAUCAACAUUUUUAUGUUGACGAGCAGCCUAUAACUAUAGGUGUUGGAAAUAUCAUUUCUGAAGGUGGUUUUUCAUUGAUGAUGUCUCCAGCAGCUGCUCCAUCUGUCUGGAAAGCUAUUCUCGCUCAAGGGGCUGUCGCAAUGGGUUCUAAUGCUUGGAAUAAAUUAAGGGUUAUCCAAGGAAGGCCUGCUCCUGGAAUGGAGCUUACAAAAGAAUUCAAUGUCCUGGAAGCCUAUCUAUGGAACUCAAUUUCUCUAAACAAGGGCUGUUACAAAGGUCAAGAGACUAUAGCUAGGCUCAUAACAUACGAUGGAGUCAAACAGAGGUUAUGGGGAUUUCAUCUUUCUGCAGCCGCCGAACCUGGCAGUAUUAUUACAGUCGAUGGGAAAAAGGUUGGGAAAUUGACUAGUUACGCCUCUGGAAGGAAUCAAUCUGAACACUUUGGAUUAGGCUACAUCAAGAAACAAGCUGCUUCAGAAGGAGACAGUGUAAUUGUUGGAGACAACAUCAGCGGAACAGUAGUGGAAGUACCUUUUCUCUCUCAACAGCGCCCACUGUCUGGUAGUUCAAAUUCAUGAUUCCUUCCUUGGGCAUGAAAUGUAGACAUCAACCUUAUUAUCCUCGAGUGUGGUGGUGAUAUAAUUAUGUUGUGAGUAGAAGUGAAGAAAUCCAUGCAUAAAUAAUACUGUAAUUUUUGUAAAACUGUUUAAGAAUUCUAUUAUGGUAUUUUUUUAUCAUGUUGGUGGUAAAUUUGUGCAUCUUAAUACAACUCUAUCUUUGUCUCCUUUA